AUGAAUUGUUUAUGUUGGAACGCCCAAGGUUUGGGGAAUGACCGGACGUUCCAAAUUUUCCAUUCCUACGUGAAAGAAUUCUUACCUGAUGUUGUCUUUCUCUCUGAAACCCUCGUCACCCAUUCGGUUCUUGAAUUCAUGCGUGUUCGUCUUGGUUUUGUGGGGAAAUUAGUGGUCGAUAAGGUGGGUCGUAGUGGUGGCUUAUGCUUAUUUUGGUCUUCUAAUGUUGAUGUGGUUUUGAAAGGUUACUCAAAAAGCCAUAUUGACGUAAUGGUUGGCUCUCACAGCAAUCGUUGGUGGAGGUUUACUGGGUUUUAUGGCCAACCCGAUGUCUCAUUAAGGCCGGUGUUUUGGCGGUUGGUUGAAAGGUUAGCGGAUGGUUUUUCGGGUCCGUGGUUGGCUGGUGGUGAUUGGAAUGAGAUUCUUUAUGGGCAUGAGAAGAGCGGUGGCCCUCCUCGGGCCCAGGUUCUUAUGGAUAACUUUCGACGUUCCCUAGCUUACUCCGGUCUUUCUGAUAUGUGUUUUGAAGGAGCAAGAUAUACUUGGUGCAAUCGUCAUAAAGAUGAUUCUUCUUCUUGGUCGGCUUAUCUUCAGACUGAAAAAGAGUUAGAUGUGUUGGUGUACAAAGACGAGAAAUAUUGGGCUUCACGAUCAAAAGAUUCCUGGCUUAGGCUUGGGGACAAAAAUUCUUCUUUGUUUCACCAAAGUGCCUCGCAUAGGAAGCGGAAAAAUGCAAUUGCUGGUAUUUUGGAUAGUGAUAUGAACUGGGUGGAGGAGCCGAGUGGUAUAGCCUCGGUCUUUGAAGAUUAUUUUGGGACCUUGUUUACUUCUCAUAGACCUUCCUCAGUUGUGAUGGAUAUGGUGUUGUCUUCUGUCCCGAGUCGUGUUUCUGAUGAUUUGCAUGCAACCCUUCUGCGUCCUUUCACCGAAGCUGAUGUUUGGAUUGCUCUGUUUCAAAUGCAUCCCAGUAAAAGUCCCGGGAAGAAUGGUAUGGGCGCUGGCUUCUACCAAAAAUUCUGGGGUACCGUUGGGCAAGAUGUUUGUAAGGCCUGCUUGGGAUUCAUUGCUGGUACUGGUACGGUGAGUAAUAUUAAUGAGACUAUUAUCACUUUGAUUCCAAAAAUUAAGAACCCUACUCGCACUAGUGAUUUUCGGCCCAUUAGCUUGUGCAAUGUGCUUUAUAAGAUUAUUGCUAAGAUGAUUACCAACAGAUUGCGGGAAGUGUUAAAUGAUGUAAUCUCUGAGGAGCAAAGUGCGUUUAUCCCUGGACGCCUUAUUUAUGACAAUGCUAUGAUUGGGUUUGAAUGUCUCAACGCAGUCAAGCGGCAUAAGAAAGGUAAACAGGGGUACCUUGCUUUUAAGGCUGAUAUGGCUAAGGCUUAUGAUAGGGUGGAUUGGGCUUUCUUGGAGGGUAUGAUGAUGUGGUUGGGCUUCCCUAGUGGGUGGAUUGCUUUGAUUAUGGGAUGUGUUACAACUGUUUCUUAUGCGAUUAAUGUUAACGGGGAUGUUAUUGGUCAUAUUGUCCCUACUCGUGGGUUGAGACAAGGUGACCCACUUUCACCUUUUCUCUUCUUAAUUUGUGCUGAAGGACUCUCCUCAAUCAUCAAACAAGAGCUUCGUUUACACACUAUUUCGGGUCUUAAGUGUGGUCGGCGUGGUCCUAUUGUCUCUCACCUCUUUUUUGCUGAUGAUAGCUUUUUCUUCUUGGAAGCUACUGUGGCGAGUUGCACUAGAUUUAAGGAAAUUCUUAUGCUUUAUGAAGAUGCUUCAGGCCAACUUGUUAACUUAAAUAAGUCUGCUGUGUGUUUUAGUUCUCGUGUGAGUACUCAGGAUCGUGAUGGUUUGGCUUAUAUACUGGGGGUCCCUUUGGUUCCUUGUCACGAUAAGUAUUUGGGCUUGCCUUGUUUUGCCGGUAAAAGCAAAAGUGCUCUCUUCCAGUCUAUUAAGGAUAAAGUUUGGAAUAAACUGUUUGGUUGGAAAUCCAAACUUUUUUCUUCAGGGGGUCGUGAGGUGUUGUUGAAAUCUGUUGUCCAAGCUAUCCCCACUUAUGUUAUGAGCCUCUUUAGGCUCCCUGUUGGUAUUGUUAAUGAAAUCCACAAGUUAUGCGCUCGGUUUUGGUGGGGUGGGGACCCGGAUAAGAGGAAAAUGCAUUGGUGUACGUGGUCCUGUCUUUGCUGGCACAAAUCUGAUGGGGGUAUGGGAUUUCGUGAUAUGUUCCUCUUUAAUCAGUCUCUCCUUGCUAAACAAGCUGCUAGGCUCUAUAAUUUUCUGGAGUCGUUAGCUGCUAGAGUUUUGAAAGGAUUUUAUUACCCUACUACUACGGUGGUAGAUGUGGAACCCUCUAAAAAAACGUCUUUCUUAUGGAAGAGCGUGCUUUGGGGGAGGGACUUAUGGAAAAAUGGAGCGAGGUGGCUUGUGGGUCAGGGCGAUACUAUUAGUAUCACGAAGGAUGUGUGGAUUCCUAAGGAUCAUGUUGGUCGUGCUUACUCUUUUCGUGGGGGGCCAGAGUUUACUUGGGUGUGUGAUCUAAAGGACGAUAUGGGAAGGUGGAAUGCUUCUCUCAUUGAGGAAUUGUUUGAGCCAAUGGAAGCUAAAGCGGUGCUUUCCACCCCCACUUCUUCCUUUGAGAGACCAGAUCGUCUUAUUUGGCAUUUUACGGAGUCAGGAUACUAUACUGUCAAAAGUGGGUAUUGGAGUGAAGUGAAACGGUUAGGUAUAGGCCAAGCUUCAUCUUCUUCAGGUCAAUCUCCUUGGUGGAAAUUUAUGUGGGCUCUAUCUCUACCCACUAAGGUAAAAAAAAUUGUCUGGAAAGCGGCACUGAACUUUCUACCUACCCAUGCUAAUUUGAUGAGACACGACCUCUCUUCUCCACCCGUGUGUCCUAUUUGUUGUCAAAAUAAUGACACCACUCUUCAUGCUCUUUGGACGUGCCCUUCCCUUAAGAAUAUUCGGGGUGAAUGGCUUGUAAAAGGCUUGGAACCGCUGGGAAGUGCCUCCUCUUUCUAUGAAGUUAUUAUUGGGUGUAUGGAGAUUCUUGAGAAAAAAGAGGUGGAGGAAUUUUUGGUGUUGUGUUGGAGAAUUUGGUAUCGUCGUAACCAAUUUGUUCAUGAUAAUAAGCUUCUUGAUGACGGUAUGGUGGGUCCUUGGUCUCUGAAUUUUCUGUGGCGUUAUCAAGAGGCUCAAAACCAAACCCGAACUGAGGAAGGUGGUGGUGGGUCCUCUACGCAUCCUACUGUUGCGCAAGUGGUUCCCUUGGCUGAUGGAGAGAUGUGUGUUCAUGUAGAUGCUGGUUUAGAUGGUGAUAAAGGGAUGGUGGGUAUGGGGGCAGUGGUGGUUGAUAGCUUGGGGUUUGUUUGUUGCUCUGCUGCAACUCCAUUGACGACAUCAUUAGCGCCUCAUGUCCCUGAAGCAGCUGCUGCCCUUCAAGGGAUGCUUCUCUGUAUUCGCCUUGGCUUCUUUCGUAUUCGAAUUAGUACAGACUGUCUUCGUGUUUGCCAAAGCAUUGCCCGUAAGGAGGCUAAUAAUUCAGAAUAUGGCAUUGUUCUCCAAGACAUUUAUCAAGCAUGGAGCACUUUCUCGUCUAUUUCCAUUAGACAUUGUAAUAGAGCUAGUAAUUCUACAGCUCAUUCCUUAGCAAAACUUGCAUUAUCUCUUGAUUCUCCUAGAGUUUGGUGGCCUGGCUUGCUUUCAUGUCUGUGGCCGAGUUUGGUGGCCUGGCUUGCUUUCAUGUCUGUGGCCUUAAAACUAUUUAUGUUUGAUGUUUUUGCUUCAUCUUGGCUGUUUGCCCAAUAA
This is a messenger RNA of Humulus lupulus (European hop), 3792 nucleotides long. RefSeq lists its product as uncharacterized. The record is from RefSeq and is a predicted model, not a curated record. Gene Ontology annotation, molecular function: RNA-DNA hybrid ribonuclease activity; nucleic acid binding. The transcript has 2 exons. Bases 1 to 3792 code for a protein of 1263 amino acids. Lineage: Eukaryota; Viridiplantae; Streptophyta; Magnoliopsida; Rosales; Cannabaceae.